AUGUCAGAUACCAAGCCACAAAAUCGAAUUGGCAUAUCCAACGAAAUUAUUAUGGCGACUUCGUUCCCGUCAUUUCCCCUCCUACCAAAGGAACUACGUCUUACAAUUUGGAACCUGGCCCUGGUACCCCGCAUCGUGGACCUGUGUUUUGAUGCUCUUCACGAGGCAGAUGAAAAUAAGAAUGAAAAAGAGGAUCAGGAUCAGAAGCAGCCCAGUGAUAUUGAAGCUGGAAACGAGAUUGCUGAGCAGGAAGAGGAUCUUAAAAUCAAGCAAGAUAGCCCCUGGGCUGCACGGGAUGACAACGGAAUGAAGGAAGAUAGAGAUGACCAGAUUGACGACAAGGAUAAGGAUAAAGAUAAACAAAAUGAAGAGGGGUCUCUCGAUCUUACCACCGAAGGAGAUACCGUGAACGACGGGGCAGACGACACCUCAGAAACAUCAGAACCCGCCUAUUUCCCGCCGCCCCUCGGACCAGGUCAAUUCUACUCAUCUUCCCCACUCCCAUCUCUCCUACGCGUGAACAGUGAAGCUCGGUCCGUAGCUCUUGCUGCUUCUCUGAAAGGAUUCCCCGUUCCAAGUAAUCAGCAAGACGUUUAUUAUAACCCUGAGAUCGACAUCUUGUUUUUCCCGGCUGGCUGUUGGCAGGAAGACAUUAUAGGAUUUGAGCAGGUGGUUAGUGAGAAGGUGAAGGGGAGUAUUAGGAGAAUUGCUCUAGAAAACCUAAUGUGGAUGUCCUACUGGGAAGACGGGACCAUUAACGGGCAAAUCACCAUUGAGAAAUUCAAAAAUUUGAAGGAAUUCAUCUUCGCUAUGAGGGAGCUAACGCAAUGCGGUUGCUGUGUCAGUUUUGAUGGUCCUGACAGGGGACUCGUGGAGUUUGUGGAUAUCGACACAGCAUCCGAGGCUGAGGAAGCUGAAGCUGAUGCUGAUAGCGAGGUAGAAAUAGACAGGGUUAAUGAUGAGCUUAGAAUGAAGCGUGAGGGGGAUGCGCUUGGGCUGGACGUUGAGGAUGGCCAAACUCCAGAGACGAAGAUUAGAAAAGACAAGAAGGCUGGGAAGUUCGCUUAUACGAAGAGAUAUGUGGACAGACUGAAGGACGAAUUCUUGAAGAUCAAGGAGUCUCAUCCAGAUUGGAACAUCCCGGAAGCAAGAAUUGUAAGGUUGAAGCGAGAUGGAGAGUUUGCUGGAGAUCCUUGA
This is a messenger RNA of Cadophora gregata, 1197 nucleotides long. RefSeq lists its product as uncharacterized. The transcript has 2 exons. Bases 1 to 1197 code for a protein of 398 amino acids. NCBI's taxonomy places the organism in Eukaryota, Fungi, Ascomycota, Leotiomycetes, Helotiales, Ploettnerulaceae. The record is from RefSeq and is a predicted model, not a curated record.